AUGUACGAUGGCUAUCAAAAGGCAACUGUCUGGAAAGGUUUGUAUGAUACUUUGUUGGACUUUGGUAAAGAUCGUGAGGGCUUCCAGUUCAUGAAAUCCAAUGAAGCCAAGGCCUUCAUUUCAUAUCUUGCUGAUAUUUUUGGUAAAUUAAAUGCAUUAAAUAAGGAACUGCAAGGUGAACAGAAGACUCUCAUGGAUUGCAAAACCAAAAUGUUUGGUUUUAUCAGUAAACUGGGUUUUUUGAAGGCCCAGGUCUUGAGAAAUAACCUCUCUCACUUCCCACAUCUCAGUAAAUGUGAUCCAUCACAAAAUGUCUUACAAAUAAUCUCAGAACACCUCUCCAACCUCCAUGAUGACCUGAGCGACAGAUUCAUUGAUCUGAAGCAGAUGAACUUCCCUUCUUGGAUUGCUCAGCCAUUUCUCUUUAACUGGGAAAACAAUGACUGCCUGGCUAGAAUGGAGUCUGAUCAGAUCGACGAGCUAAUGGACAUGUAA
This is a messenger RNA of Homarus americanus (American lobster), 495 nucleotides long. Its product is annotated as zinc finger BED domain-containing protein 5-like. The transcript has a single exon. The record is from RefSeq and is a predicted model, not a curated record. The coding region runs from base 1 to 495 and encodes 164 amino acids. Lineage: Eukaryota; Metazoa; Arthropoda; Malacostraca; Decapoda; Nephropidae.